AUGCACAUAUCAUUCUUUAAUGCGAGGAGGACCUUUCGCAGCUACAAUACCAUUGUUCCCUUCCCUUCCUUAAGUACUAGAAGAUGCAUUGCCAAUUUUUCGUCUCGUUUCACUCUGUCAUCAUCUGCUCGCAAUAAUGUCAUUUAUUUCAGACCUCAACUUUUUCAUCGAGGAAAGAAAACGAAAUCUACUUUUAAUUUCAAUGAUCUUCCUCAUGGUCUAGAUUUGAGGCCCUUGGAACCUUUGGAUUUGGAGCAAUCACUUAUUAAGGAUAAAUCUCCAGAAAGAGUUUCCUUGGAAUUUUUUGAAGAUGUCCAGGAUUUACUUCAAGAGACAGUGCCAGCCACAGCUGAAUCUGAAGAACGGCGACUUUCCGCAACUUCAGACUCUGUUGAAGAUGACACAAAGAAAGUAAAGCCAUCAAGGAGAACCAGGCGCAUAGAGGGUUUGCCCCAAGGUUUGAUUAUUCUUGACCCCGAAUCCUCAGAGAUACAAGAAUCGCAAGUUACUCCAUCUUCGUCAACAGGUGAGAAAAGUUCCAAAAAAGCCAAGACAUCAGGUGAAGUAGAACUUCCCCAAGGACUACUUCCGCUGGAGCCAUUGGAAAUUGAGGAAGAACCACCACCAUAUCCAACCGUGAUCAUGCAGGCCAGGAACAAUAUGCUCAAGUUUGAGAACUGUGUGGUUAUAACACGUGUUGGAGGGUUCUACGAAUUAUAUUUUGAGCAUGCCGAUGAAUUUGGCCCGCUUCUUGGUCUUAAGGUUUCCCACAAGAAAACAAACGCUGGACCUGUGUCGAUGGCUGGGUUUCCUUUUCAUCAACUGGAUCGUUAUUUGAAGAUACUUGUUCAAGAUUUAAAUCGAUAUGUUGCUAUAUCGGAAGAAUUUCCAAAUGAUAUUUCGGACAAGGUAAAAUCUGGAGGGCUGAUGCAUGAUCGAAGGGUCUCACGUGUUGUUACACCUGGUACUCUCAUUGAUGAAGGUUUCAUGGACCCUCUUUCGAACAACUAUGUACUGGCAAUACACAUACAGCACGGUGAUACAAUUGAUGCUAUUGAAUAUGAGAGGUAUCAUAAAUCAAUCGGUUUGGCUUGGCUGGAUCUAUCAACUGGUCAUUUCUUCACCCAAAAGUCAUCGCUUUCACAACUUCCUUCCUUCCUGGCCCGUAUAGCUCCACGCGAAAUUGUAUUGAAUGAAGAGAUGCAAUCUAUGAAAAGUCACGAAAUAUUUACCAUUCUGACCGACGAACACCAUAUGAUCACUUACGCAACGCUUUCAGGGGUGAAACCUAUAUCCGAGUGGACCCCCAUGCUAGAAUCGGCAGUUUCACCAUCCUCGAUAGACACCUUCACGGAGGAAGAGAUAUCGGCUGGCAGUUGCUUACUUCAUUAUGUUGAAACAAGAUUACAAAGUACGAACAUGAAACUUCAACCUCCUGCACGCCAGUUGAAUGUUAUGGGAAUCGAUAAGAAUACUAUGAGAGCUCUAGAGAUCAAGAAGACCAUCAAGGAAGACGUCUUCAGUGGUAGUUUAUUGCACACAAUCCGACGUACAGUCACAAAAGGAGGUGCAAGACUGUUGGAGAAUUGGCUCGCAUCACCUUCGACAUCUCUGGAUGUGAUAAACUCUCGGCUCGAUCUCGUGACAUACAUGCUUGAAAAUGAGAAUCUUCGAGACCGAGUAACCACUCUCCUGAAACGCAGCCAUGAUUCCCAUCGUCUGCUGCAAAAGUUUGCGUUUGGCAGAGGAGAUGGCGAUGAUCUUUUAGAUUUAGCUAGCACAAUACAUGCUACUCGAGAUUUGGCAUUCGCACUCGAAGUUCAUAAUGCGACGCCCAAGCCUUGCAUACAAGAACUACUUACUCGUAUCCACCUCAAAGACCCAAUGGAACUCGCCCAAGCAAUUACAGAAGCCAUUGACGAAGAAGGUCUAGUUCAGCAACAUCGUAUUGAAGAAGGUGAGAGUGGAGAGAUGCAAGCAUUGGCCGAAGCAAUCGUCGCCUCGGAAGGAAACACAGAAGAAACAUCCAUCCUUCGGAAGAGCAACCGCAAGAAACCUACCAGCCUUCGCGAAUAUUACAACCAGGAGAGUGAAGCCUGGAUCAUGAAACCAAGCGCCACGCCAACCCUCAAACGUCUCCACACAGAACUAUCUUCUCUAGCAAAUCAAAAGACCGCCCUGGCAGCUUCUCUCUGCGACCGUCUCGGCGCAACAAGUCUCACCCUUCGCUUCACUCCCGGCCUCGGUCACAUCUGCCACGUUAAAGGAAGAGAUAUAAGUCUGGACAUGCCCGAAGCCCGCACCAUCAGCUCAAGCAAAAGUACCCGUUCUCUUCACCAUCCCGAAUGGUCAUUCCUGGGUCAAGAAAUCGAUCAAUGUCGCAUCCACAUUCGAGCCGAAGAACAGCGAUUGUUUUACAAACUUCGCGAACUGGCUAUUACCAAUCUCGUGAAACUUCGACGUAAUGCGGCUGUACUGGAUGAAAUUGAUAUCGCAUGUUCAUUUGCUACAUUGGCGAAUGGAAGAGGUUGGACUCGUCCUAUCCUCAAUACGAGUUCUGCGCACAAAAUUAUUGGCGGGAGACACCCUACUGUUGAGACUGGAUUAGAGGAAGAAGGUCGAAGUUUUAUUUCCAAUGAUUGUCUGGUGGGAGACGUUCAUAAAGCAUGGUUAGUCACAGGGCCAAAUAUGGCUGGAAAAAGUACCUUUCUGCGUCAAAAUGCAUUGAUUACGGUUCUUGCACAAGUCGGAUCAUAUGUACCUGCUGAAUAUGCAGAGUUGGGGAUUGUAGAUCAUAUUUUCAGUCGUGUUGGGUCGGCAGAUAAUCUCUACCGAGAUCAAUCGACAUUCAUGGUGGAGAUGUUGGAGAGUGCGACGAUCCUCAAAAAUGCGACUUCACGAUCAUUCGUCAUCAUGGACGAAAUUGGUAGAGGAACAACACCAACUGACGGUGUGGCCGUAGCCUUUGCAUGUUUGCAUCAUCUUUACCAUGUGAAUAAAUGCAGGGCUUUAUUUGCGACACAUUUCCACGCAUUGGUGGAUUUGAUAGAAAAGAACAACAUGGACGCGGUGGGCUUUUAUUGUACGGAUGUGGAAGAGGAUGGGAACACAGAUGGAGCAUUUAGGUAUAGGUAUAGAUUGAAGGAGGGUAUCAACAGACAGAGUCACGCUCUCAAGGUUGCUAAAUUGGCUGGACUGCCGAGGGAAGCCAUUGAGGUUGCUAGGCAGAUAUUGGAAAAUGAUGUAAAUCCUGAAUAG
This is a messenger RNA of Botrytis deweyae, 3258 nucleotides long. RefSeq lists its product as uncharacterized. The coding region runs from base 1 to 3258 and encodes 1085 amino acids. Gene Ontology annotation, biological process: mismatch repair. The transcript is spliced from 3 exons. Gene Ontology annotation, molecular function: ATP binding; mismatched DNA binding; ATP-dependent DNA damage sensor activity. Lineage: Eukaryota; Fungi; Ascomycota; Leotiomycetes; Helotiales; Sclerotiniaceae. The record is from RefSeq and is a predicted model, not a curated record. Gene Ontology annotation, cellular component: nucleus.